Molecule: messenger RNA, 1694 nt
Organism: Eleginops maclovinus (Patagonian blennie)
Lineage: Eukaryota; Metazoa; Chordata; Actinopteri; Perciformes; Eleginopidae
Gene: tmigd1
Product: transmembrane and immunoglobulin domain containing 1
Exons: 6
Coding region: 193-945 (250 amino acids)
Source: RefSeq, a predicted model, not a curated record
GGAGGAUUGAAAGGUUGCUGGCAGGAGCAGGAAUGUAGAAGGAUGAGAAAGGAAGCUAUAAAAAAGGUCCUGAUGUUCUUGUGAGGUAUAUCAGAGCCACUGUUGAUCCUCCAUAGUCUCCUAUUCACACAGGGAACAUUUUAAAGAACACAAAGACAAGAAAAAAGAAGAAGUAAUCACUUUCAGAGUAAAAUGGAGUUGAUGUUCAGACCCCUUCUUUUCCAUUUGCUGCUGUACUGUGCAACCCAGACAUCAGGUGUCAUUAUCCAGACUGUCCCACCAUCCAACAGUGAGGGUAUUAUAGAGACACAGCUGGAUAAAACUGUGUCCCUGGUUUGUCAGCCUGACGGCAGCCAUGAGGCUGACGAAGAGUUGCUGUGGCUGAGGAAUGGUGCCGCUGUCCGUCUGACAGAAGAAAAUAAAAUGGGUCGCAGCAGCGUGUGUGUUACACCCGUGCUCUAUGAGGACAAUGGGGCCACUUUCACCUGUCGCCUCAGAAAAAAUGCCACAGCAAUGGCCUCAGUCACCCUGAAUGUCUCAUAUCCACCUCAGCUCUCUGGGUCUGAGGAGGUUUCAGUAGAAGAGCAGUCAAUGCUAGUCCUGCUUUGUGACAUCUGGGCCAAUCCUUCAGUCUCUUCUGUGUCUUGGUCACUAAAUGGAAGUGCCGUGGAUCUAUUAGCAGGCGGCUUCUCUGUGACCAAUGACGGUUUCACAAGCACACUAACCGCCGACAGAGUGGAGGAAAGCUUGCAUGAAGGCACGUAUCAAUGCACAGCAGUGUCUCCCAUCUAUGGAACUCACAGCAGACAAUUCAUCGUCACAUUAACAGAAAAGACCCUGAAGAUCCCACUGAUGCCAUUCGUAGCAGGGCUGGUGGUGGUGUUCUUCACUGCGCUUCUAGCUUUUGCUUCACGAUGGAGCAGAAUUAGAAAGUGGUGCAAAUAGGAUGUUCCCAAAACAACCGUACUUAUUUAGUUGAGAGAAACUACAGAGACAUCAUGACUCAGUUUGUGUGUGUGUGUGCGUGUGUGUGUGUGUGUGUGUGUGUGUGUGUGUGUGUGUGUGUGUGUGUGUGUGUGUGUGUGUGUGUGUGUGUGUGUGUGUGUGUGUGUGUGUGUGUGUGUGUGUGUGUGUGUGUGUGUACGCAAUAUUGUGAUUUGUAAUUUAAAAAUAUUAUCAUAUUAGCCAAUUUUUUUAAGGGAUUUUUCAACAAUUGGGGAUAUUGCUCAUUUGCCUAGCAUUCUGCUAUCUAUCUGUUAACUUAGCUUAACACCAAUACUGAAAUCAAAUACAAACUUCUAAUGCUAGCCUUAUUCUGUCUAAAUGUAUGCCAAAAUGUAAAAAGUUUUAUGUGGAUUACAAAAUUAAGAUAAAACAGAGAGCUUUAGAGAUGCUAAGUGGAUUGUGAUAACUCUGGGCAAAGCUGUUCGCUACUUCCAGCGUUUGUGCUAAGCUAUGCUAAUUGGCUCUUCACAGUCCCAACCAAUCCUCAGCAAUAAGAUAUCAAGUAGUUUUCCAAAACGUCCUUCAAAAUUGGACAAUAAGUAGGAUGCUAUUGACUGUAUAAUCUGUUGAUUAUGGCAGUUUGCCUUUUGACCUUGAGAUCCUCCUUAAACAUGUUACUUUUCAUAGUGUGAUGUACAAUUGCCUGUUUCUUAUAUCUUUAAAAUAAAAGUGCAUUUGUUUCCUCACCA